This is a messenger RNA of Naumovozyma dairenensis CBS 421, 759 nucleotides long. RefSeq lists its product as uncharacterized. The record is from RefSeq and is a predicted model, not a curated record. Bases 1 to 759 code for a protein of 252 amino acids. The transcript has a single exon. NCBI's taxonomy places the organism in Eukaryota, Fungi, Ascomycota, Saccharomycetes, Saccharomycetales, Saccharomycetaceae.
AUGAGAAUUGAACUUAUCCCAAGGGAAGAUACUGAUAAAUUAACGAACAUACCGUUUUGGUCCAAGACUCUCGAUCUUAUCAUUCAGUGUCAAACAUUAUUUUUUUGGUUAGGUGGGAUUUUCUUUUUUCUUGGAUUAUUUUUUAUUAUUCUACAAUAUCAUUCUGAAAUCAGCAAUUUCAUUAAAGGUACAAUGUUACGUCUUAGAAGGCUGUUUUAUUUCCAAAAAUUGAAAAUAAAGUUAAGGAAAUGGUCUGUCAAAAAAAAAGUUAGUAUCAUAGACUUGGAAUGUCAAGAUUUAGAUCCAGCUAAAUAUAGUCAUUUCACAAUUAAUCGUUGUGAACUAAGUACUAGAAAGGUCUCGAUUGAUAUGGAUAAGAAAAUUCCAAUCGAUAGGUUCGUCGAAAUGUCAACGAAAGAUGACAGAAUUCCAAUUAAUGAAUGUUGUAUAAUUUGUUUGGAAAGGGUGAAAGUUGUUCCUAGUACAAAUGAUUUAGAAAAACAACAGAACGGAACAGAACAAACUACAGAUAUGAUACCCUCCAAAGUUGUAAAACUACCUUGCGAACAUUAUUUCCAUAAAUGUUGUAUAAAAGAUUGGUUUUCUACAAUAAGGAAGGGAAUGAAGUCAUCCACUCAUUCGUUUGCUAUUGGCCCAACAUAUUUUUGCCCUCUCUGUAGGUUAGAUUUACACAGAUGUCAACAAAUUUGUGAUUCGUUUUCAAUUUCAAUGAAAAAUCUAACUGUACUACCAAAAUAG